Molecule: messenger RNA, 2025 nt
Organism: Lampris incognitus (smalleye Pacific opah)
Lineage: Eukaryota; Metazoa; Chordata; Actinopteri; Lampriformes; Lampridae
Product: leucine-rich repeat transmembrane protein FLRT2
Molecular function (GO): protein binding
Source: RefSeq, a predicted model, not a curated record
AUGGAGAUACAGUGGCGUUUAUGGAAUAAGGACUGGGCCUCCUUUCUAAGGCCAUGGAUACCCAUACUCUUGGGCCUUCACCUCCAAUUUUCCCGGGCCUCCAAUUGUCCGGAGGAGUGCCGAUGCGAUCGCACCUUCGUUUACUGCAAUGAGCGGAGCCUGACCUCGGUGCCUCUGGGGAUCGGUGAGGGCUACAAGACCCUCUACCUCCACAACAACCAAAUCAACAACGCAGGCUUCCCACUGGAGCUGCACCAUGUGGCAUCAGUGGAAACAGUGUAUCUCUAUGGAAACCAGCUGGAUGAGUUCCCCAUCAACCUGCCCAAAAAUGUGCGGGUUCUCCAUCUGCAAGAGAACAAUAUUCAGACUAUCUCAAAAGCAGCUCUUUCUCAGCUUCUGUGGCUGGAGGCACUGCAUCUGGAUGAUAACUCCAUAUCCACGGUGGGGGUAGAGGAAGGGGCAUUCCGUGAGGCGGUGAGCCUAAAGAUGCUCUUCCUCACCAAAAACCACCUGAGCAGCGUGCCUAUUGGCCUCCCGGAGGAUCUGAAGGAGUUGCGUUUGGAUGAGAACCGCAUUGCUGUGAUCGCGGAGGAGGCGUUUAGAAACGUGACCCGUCUGGAGCGCCUCCUGCUGGAUGGAAACCUGUUGACAGAUGAGGGAAUUGCACCUGGAACCUUUCAGGACCUGGUCAUGCUGAGGGAGCUAUCACUGGCUCGCAACUCACUCACUUAUCCGCCCCCAUUUCUUCCAGGGGAAGUGUUGGUCAAGCUGAACUUCCAGGAGAAUCAGAUAAAUAGGAUCCCUGUGAGGGCUUUUGCAGGAUUGCACAAGCUGGAGAGGCUGGAUAUUUCCAACAACCAGCUGCAGUCGCUGACACAGGGGGUCUUUGAUGGCCUGGUCAGUCUCAGGCAGCUCACUGUUCGUAACAACCUUUGGCUGUGCGACUGCAGCAUCAAAUGGGUGGUGUCGUGGCUGAAAUCUCUGCCAGCCUCACUCAAUGUGCGUGGCUUUAUGUGCCAAAAGCCUGAGAGGGUGCGGGGCAUGGUGAUCAGGGAGCUGAGUGCUGAGCUGGUCCAGUGCCCACAAAGCACUGUGGCCACAGCCCACCCACCUGCCCAGCUUACCGGGGGAAACGGCUCUCUCUCCUUCCCCUCAUCUUUACCAGACCCCCCUGAAGUGACACAGUUCUCAUACCCCGCCUCCAGAGAACCAUCCUACCCCACACCCUCACCUUUCCCCCCCAUCUAUCCUACCAGAGGAGGGGGCGUAAGGACUAGGCAGCCCCUUAACCCACGGAGGGAAACCCUACAGGUCAACUUUGCUAUACUCAAUGGCUCAGCUAUCCACGUCAGCUGGGUGGCUGCCUUCCCAGUCACGGCCUACAAGGUCACCUGGGCCAGGAUGGGCCCCAGUCUCACCGGAGACACCGUCAGGGAGAGGAUGGUGGGUGGGGAGCACCGGGGCAUCCGGUUAGCUAACCUGGAGCCUAAGUCCACCUAUCGGAUUUGUGUGAUUCCAUUAGAUGCAUUCAAUAACUACCGGCCAAAAGAUGACACGGUGUGCACAGAGGCCAUUACCACGCCCGCCUCUUUCGGCCUUGAUAAUAAAGGGCUCCCGGGACCAGAGCAGGCCACGCAGCAGAACCCCAGCUCACCUUUCUUGCUGGCAGGGCUGAUCGGAGGGGCUGUGAUUGUGGUGCUGGUGGUGCUCCUCAGCAUCUUCUGCUGGCACAUGCACAAGAAAGGGCGCUCCAAAUCUUCCACCAAGUGGAAAUACAACCGGGGCCGGAGAAAAGACGACUACUGCGAAGCGGGCACCAAGAAGGAUAACUCCAUCCUAGAAAUGACUGAGACCAGUUUCCAAAUAGUCUCACUCAACAACGAGCAGCUCCUCAAGGGGGAUUUCCGCAUUCAGCCUAUUUACACCCCUAAUGGGGGCAUUGGCUUUCAAGACUGCCUCCUGGGGAACAACAGCACAGUAUACUGCAAGAACAAUGUUCAGGAUACUGACUUUUGCCGUACAUGA